UGUAUUCAACAAGACGGAUUCAUGAGCGUGCGAAGUGCUGAAAUCUAGUACUCAGCCUCCCGUGGCCUCUCUGACUAUUGACUUGGUGCGACCAGCGCUUCCGAAACCCAUAAACCUCCGGCCUGGCGUCUCGCAGCCAAAGAGCGCGGCCCUUCCUUCAAAGCCUGUCGGAUCAAGCCCAUAAUCGUGUCAGGUGAAACCUCAAUCUGAACUCUCAAUUCGUGUAGUCGGCAUGUCGGAACAGCCGUCUAGCGAACGCCAAAGCAAGUCUCAUAAGCGGAACACUGCACAUCGAAGACGUCGCGACGAUGACGACUUCGAGGACCGCUGGGGUGACGAGGAGUUUGUGGAAGAUGAAGAGACGGCCGACCAGGCAGACUUUCCGGAAUCCUCCUCCAAGCGGGUGAAACUCUCUGACGGUUCAGCCUCUCACCGAAGAGAAGCGACUCCGCCCACCGACACACCCGAAGAGAAGGCACGAAAAGAUAGAGACCAGGAUCUGAAGGAAAGGGACGAAUUUGCAGAGAGACUGGCUCAGCGAGAGAGGGACCGAUCCAAUAAGAUUCUGGAAGACCGUUCCGCACCCAAGGAUAGUGUAGCAGCUCAGCGGAGGGCAUUGGCUGACGAUGCUGCGGCACGAUCGGCUGUGAUGCCGGAUUUGAGAGAACGCUCAAGACAAGACUACCUCAAAAAGCGAGAGACAGAGCGACUGGCCCUGUUACGGAAACAGGUUGCUGAAGAGCAGGCAGAGUUGAGAGAAAAUCCGGAUUUGUCACGAAAAGAGAGAGAGGAAUUUGCACGAAACAAGGAGAUUUUACGCAUCGCCGAAGAACGGUUGAGCAUUGAUGACCAUCUAGAUGGCUAUGCAUUGCCAGAAGACUACAUCACGGAGAAAGGUAAGAUUGACAGGCGCAAGAAAGAACAAGCUCUUUACCAGCGCUACGUCGACCGAGAUGAGAGCGGAAGAGAGCGCUUCGUUACCGAACAUGAAGAGUGGGAAAAGGAGCAGACCAAGCGAGCUGAGGCGCAGAUCAAAAAGACGGAGUUUGUGGACGAGGGAGACUAUGGCUAUGUAUUCGAUGAAAGCCAGCAAAUGAAGUUUGUCAUGUCAGAGACACUCGGCGGAGACGUGGGCAAGGGCAUGACAAGAGAACAGCGCGAGAUGGCUCAAAGGUUGAGCGCUGCCGAAGCCAAAGCCAAAAGUAUUGACGAGACGAGGAAGAGUUUGCCCAUCUACCAAUUCCGAGACGAAAUCAUUCAAGCAACCAGGGAUCACCAGGUGUUGAUCAUUGUCGGUGAGACUGGCAGUGGGAAAACGACCCAAAUCCCGCAAUACCUCCACGAAGCUGGCUUUACCAAGGAUGGAAUGAAAAUUGGAUGUACUCAGCCUCGAAGAGUGGCUGCCAUGUCCGUUGCGGCAAGAGUGGCAGAAGAGAUGGGCAAACGACUGGGCAACGAAGUCGGGUAUGCUAUUCGGUUUGAGGACAACACAAGCGAGAAGACUGUCUUGAAGUAUAUGACAGAUGGUAUGUUGUUGCGAGAGCUUCUCACCGACCCGGAACUAUCACAAUACUCGGCACUUAUGAUUGACGAAGCUCACGAAAGGACUGUUAGUACGGACAUCGCCUGUGGCCUGCUGAAAGAUAUUGCCCGUGCAAGACCUGACUUGAAACUACUUAUUUCUUCCGCUACUAUGGACGCCAGGAAGUUUCAGAAAUAUUUCGAUGAUGCGCCCAUCUUCAACAUUCCUGGUCGAAGGUACGCAGUGGAUGUCCACUAUACGGCACAACCUGAAGCCAAUUACCUGGCAGCCGCUAUCACCACCGUCUUCCAGAUUCAUAUCACGCAAGGCGCUGGCGACAUAUUGGUGUUUCUUACUGGACAAGAAGAAAUUGAAGCCAUGGAAGCCAGUUUACAGGAAACGGGUCGCAAGCUGGGUAGCAAGAUCAAAGAAAUGAUCAUAUGUCCGAUUUAUGCAAAUUUGCCGACGGACUUGCAAGCGAAGAUCUUUGAGCCUACUCCAGCUGGGGCGAGAAAGGUUGUCCUUGCUACCAACAUUGCGGAGACGUCUCUAACCAUCGAUGGAAUUGUGUAUGUCAUUGACCCUGGAUUCGUCAAAGAGAACCAGUAUAAUCCACGUACGGGGAUGGAGUCGUUGGUUGUCGUGCCGUGCAGCCGUGCUUCAGCAGGCCAACGUGCUGGUCGAGCUGGUCGUGUCGGGCCCGGCAAAUGUUUCCGGCUCUACACGGCUCAGGCGUACAAGAACGAACUCGACGAAAACACUACACCAGAGAUUCAGCGGACGAAUCUGACCGGCGUUGUACUCCUGCUGAAAAGUUUGGGAAUCAAUGACCUUCUCGAUUUUGAUUUCAUGGAUCCACCUUCGACAGACACGCUUGUUCGUGCAGUCGAACAGCUAUAUGCCCUCGGCGCGCUCAACAACGCAGGCGAGUUGACGAAAGUUGGUCGCCAGAUGGCUGAAUUCCCCACUGACCCUAUGCUUGCGCGGGCAAUCCUGGCCGCGGACAAAUAUGGCUGCGUCGAAGAGAUAUUGUCCAUCAUUGCCAUGCUGGGCGAAGCAUCUGCUCUGUUCUUUCGACCAAAAGACAAGAAGAUCCAUGCCGACAGCGCUAGAGCAAGAUUCACCAACAAAGACGGUGGCGACCAUCUGUCGUUACUGAACGUCUUUCAAGAAUGGGCCGACUCCGAUUACAGCUUCGUGUGGGCUAGAGAGAAUUUCCUGCAGCAAAGGAGCUUGACAAGGGCGCGAGAUGUUCGAGAUCAGUUGGCUAGACUCUGUGACAGAGUUGAGGUGGACGCUGGCAAAAGCUGUGGCGGUUCAACAAACAUUGAGCCAGUUCAGAAGGCUAUCACGGCCGGCUUCUUCCCGCAUUCCGCCAGAUUACAGCGUGAUGGGCAGAGUUAUCGGACCGUCAAAAAUGGCCAGGUUGUCUAUGUGCAUCCUUCCAGCGUCCUCAUCGAGAGCCAGCCUAAAUGGACCAUCUAUCAUGAAUUGGUCCUGACCAGCAAGGAGUAUAUGAGGAGCUGCAUGCCCCUGAAACCAGAGUGGCUGAUUGAGGUGGCUCCGCAUUACUAUAAGAAAAAGGAUCUGGAAUCACUGGGUGUUGAGCGCAAGGUUCCGAGAGGCGAAGGCAAGGCCCAAAGUAAGAUAUAGUCCACAUAAUAAAUCUGGCGAUAUGAAUUUUGGUCACUUGUUGGACCGCAUGCAGCCCAAUACCUGGUAGAUGGCAUCUCCGCAAGGCUGCGAAAAUUCAGCCUCGCCAAGCCACCACGU
This is a messenger RNA of Exophiala viscosa, 3295 nucleotides long. RefSeq names its product adenosinetriphosphatase. The coding region runs from base 233 to 3175 and encodes 980 amino acids. Gene Ontology annotation, cellular component: catalytic step 2 spliceosome; intracellular anatomical structure. The transcript has a single exon. Lineage: Eukaryota; Fungi; Ascomycota; Eurotiomycetes; Chaetothyriales; Herpotrichiellaceae. The record is from RefSeq and is a predicted model, not a curated record. Gene Ontology annotation, molecular function: RNA binding; helicase activity; ATP binding.